UCCCUCAAGUUGCAAAACUCCUAAUGAGCAAAUCAAGCCUUAGCACACAACAAAGAAUGCACAUUGGGGAGGAGGAGUUGAAAUGUUCAGAAUGUGGAAAGAGCUUCAGUCAGAGAAAGAGCUUUAUUAGGCAUCGGAGAAUUCAUGCAGCAGAGAGUCCAUAUAAAUGCUUGGAGUGUGGAAAGAACUUCAGCCAGAACUCAAGCCUUACUUAUCAUCAAAGAAUCCACACAGGGGAGAAACCUUAUCAAUGUUUGGACUGUGGAAAGAGCUUCAGUCAGAACAUAAGCCUUACAAGACAUCAAAGAACCCACACAGGGGAGAAACCAUACCAAUGCACGGAGUGUGGAAGGACCUUCAGCGAUAGCUCGAGUCUUACCUCCCACGGCAGAAUCCACACCGCGGAGAAACCGUAUAAGUGCUUAGAGUGCGGAAAGAGCUUCAGUGACAGCAAAAGCCUUGGAAGGCAUCACAGAAUACACACCGGGGAGAAGCCCUAUAGCUGCCCUGUGUGUGGAAAAUGCUUCGUUUGCAGCUCACACCUUAAAUCGCAUCAAAGCAUCCACACUGGGGAGAGGCCCUAUAAGUGCUCCGAUUGCGGGAAGAGCUUCAGCCGCCGCGCGCACCUUAGGCUGCAUGAAAAGAUCCACACGGGGGAGAAGCCCUAUAAAUGCCCUGGUUGUGAAAAGUGCUUCAGUCGUAGCACGUACCUGAAAAUGCAUCAAAGGAUCCACACGGGGGAGAAGCCGUAUACGUGCUCAGAGUGUGGAAAGAGUUUCAGGCGGAGGAACCACCUCUGUAAGCAUCAAGAACUCCAUACAAGGGAGAAACUGUAUACACUGUCGCUGGGUGGAAAGACCUUCAGUCAGAGCAUGCGGAUCAGGUCCCGUCAAAGGAUCCAGACCAGGCGGAAGGACUGUAGGAAUUCAGGCACUCUUAGUAAGGCUCUCUGCUUUCCUUGGCUGAUAGAUAUUGGAAGUAAUGCAAGGGAGAGCGAACGGCAGAAAAGGAAACCCGGAGAAAAACCAAAGAGGAAGAAGAAACCCGUUGGUUCUGACGACGCUGCUUUCCAUGAAAUUCCAGAGUCGCAAGAACGUUACGAAGGGAAUAUCCCUUUACGUGCAAAACUCUUAACUAGCAAAUCAGACCUUAGCACAAAUGGAAGAAUUCACACCGGGGAGAAGCUGUAUAAAUGCUCCGAGUGUGGAAAGGGUUUCGCCAAGAGCGGAAGCCUUACAAGACAUCACAGAACCCACACAGGGGAGAAACCGGGAAUGUUGCUCACUGAAAAAAUGUUUGUAGUGCAGGAAGAAGUUCAGGCGGGUGCCAUGGGGCUGCCUUCACGGCGCUGCGUUGGUGCUGCUCCAGUAAGCCCCACGGUGUCGCUGGUGUACGGUGGCGGCAAAUAG
Molecule: messenger RNA, 1409 nt
Organism: Elgaria multicarinata webbii
Lineage: Eukaryota; Metazoa; Chordata; Lepidosauria; Squamata; Anguidae
Product: zinc finger protein ZFP2-like
Exons: 3
Coding region: 24-1409 (461 amino acids)
Biological process (GO): regulation of transcription by RNA polymerase II
Cellular component (GO): nucleoplasm
Molecular function (GO): RNA polymerase II cis-regulatory region sequence-specific DNA binding; DNA-binding transcription repressor activity, RNA polymerase II-specific
Source: RefSeq, a predicted model, not a curated record